Molecule: messenger RNA, 1601 nt
Organism: Capsicum annuum
Lineage: Eukaryota; Viridiplantae; Streptophyta; Magnoliopsida; Solanales; Solanaceae
Exons: 7
Coding region: 188-1264 (358 amino acids)
Source: RefSeq, a predicted model, not a curated record
AACAGCGACGGUAUAUAUCAGCUAUUUUUUAAUAAUUUAGAGAUAUUGUUAGAAUAUAGAUCAAAUUGAGUCGUAUUUUCACAUUAUUUUUCAAUGAUUCAGGAGUAUUUUUGGAUCAUUUUGAAAAAAGCCAUGAGUGAGCAGUGGAUCAGAUUUUAGCUGAUAACUCAAAUUUCCUAAUUUCGCUAUGUGCAGUUGUUUUUCUCCUACUACUAGUUUCUUUCCUCAUUCUUCUUUUUCGUCUUCUUCCUUUUCAUUUUGCUUCUCUACUUCCAAAUCAAUCCAUAAAACCCUACCCAUCCAUGCUGCCAAUUUAAAACUUGGAAUUUUCAGUAAAAAGAAUAUACCCAAGUCGUCGAGCAGUUCAGAUGGGUAUGAUUUUUUCGACGAUUUAUGGUUGAAAAACCAGGAACAAACUGAAAUCCCUGUCAUUCCAUCUUCAAGAAUUGAAAAACAAUUGGAUGUUGUUCCAAGUACCGGAGAAAGAAUUGAUGAUGAUGAUGGGAGCGUUGGGUUUCUUGAAUUCAACAAUAAGAAGAUAGACAGGGAAGCUAAAUUGGAAAAGAGAAAUGUGCGGAGGAAGAAGCAAUUGAUGAAAAGGUCUAAUUUGAUUGCCAAGCAAGUCAUCAGUAUUCGCUCUGCUCUCACCUUGGGUUUUGUUUCCCAGCUUUGGGUCGAUAUUAAUUCUUGGAUUGUUUUUCUAGUUGAAGUGCGGCCAAACUUACUUUCUGGCGAAGGGGAAAAGUUUCUACUGGAGGAUGUCAAACAGGUAGGAGAUGUUGUGCUCGUUGAGGAUGAAACUGUGAUGGAAAAUGAAUUUAAGCUUGUUGGACUGCAGACGCUGGUGGGGUACGAUGUUGUAACACCACGUGAGCGGAAUAUUGGGAAGGUUCGUGGCUAUACUUUCAAUAUUAACUCAGGGGCUGUAGAAUCUCUUGAGCUUGAUUCCUUAGGAAUAUCCAUAAUACCAUCCAGCUUGGUGAGCACCUACCGUCUAUUUGUGGAGGAUGUAGUCGACGUAUUAUCAGAUACAAUUGUUGUGCAUGAAGCUGCAACCUCAUGCCUACAGAGACUUACAAAGGGCUUCUGGGAUGCCCAGAAAAUGGCUUACUCUGCAGAUGAAAUGCAAGAUUACAGCAACUUAAGAAACACGCCUCCUAAGCCGGAGUAUAGCAGAAGCCGUAAAAAAUCUUCAGGAAAGAAGUUAAGGAAGAAAAUGAAAGAAUUUGCUGAUGAUUGGGACCUCCCUAUGGAUUUCUUUUAAUCUGCUAGAUUUCUCCACAAUGUACAUCACACCGAAAAGGACACUGAUUCUCUGUCCAUUCUUAAAAUCUUUGUUUCAACACAGUUGAUAAAUAACAAUGACAAGAUACCCCCAGUGUAAUCCCACAAAUGAGGUCGGGAGAGAGUAGGGUAAAAGGUUUGCUGAGUAGAUAUGUUCUUUCGAAGAGCUUGUUUAUCCAGCUUUUGUAAUCUGUGUAGUGUCUUAACACAGUUGAUGUAGAAUCGUAUAUGGAACUGGAUUCCUCCAAAGUGUCAUGUAGCUAAUUGUAUGACCAAAGUGACCAUAAUUUCAAAAAAACGACUGCUUCCAAAAUUUA